This is a messenger RNA of Lolium perenne, 797 nucleotides long. NCBI's taxonomy places the organism in Eukaryota, Viridiplantae, Streptophyta, Magnoliopsida, Poales, Poaceae. The record is from RefSeq and is a predicted model, not a curated record.
AGACAGCCGUGCAUCCAAGAUGGAUUUGCGCUACCGCAUCACGUGGAGGUUUGUUGAAGAUCCGCGGCGGCGAGUCGGACCACAGAGGCGUGGUGGCGCAAGUGCACGACAGAGGUUCAAGUCUAAGUCUGAUGGCCCAGAGGCAAAGCCGGACAAGCAGAGCGCAUGAUCAGAAUCAACAACCUGUUACACACACCCGAACAACCUGCAGACAUGAUAAAGGUGCUAAGGAUAGUUACGUACUGAAUGAGGAUGAGUUGAAUUCAGAACAAAAGAGAGAAUUGAGAAAGUUCUUAAGGCUGCUGCUAACCUGUUAUUUACAACAGGGAAUGGAUUAUAUCAUACUGAAGAUCUUGCCGUGGUGGUUAUUUCAUAUCCAAAUUUUGUUCAGUAUUUCCAUCUAUGUGGUAACCAGUGUGACUUGUGGGUCUGAUGAGCUAUUUCAAAUGCACAUAGUAAAAAAAAAUUGCCACUUCGAUACUUGGAAGAUUUCAAUAUGCCCUACAACGUCUUUUGCCACUUCGAUAUGGGUAUUUUUUUUUUGUAUUUGCAGGUCCGAUACAUCAGCUUGGCUUGCUAUUGCUGGAUAUCAUCUAUGGAGAUUUUACGCAAAUAUUAGAACGGAUAAAUAGGACUUGUAGAUUAUCAUGUUUUGAUGCAAGAUUGUAAUUGUCUACUCCCUACAUAGCACUAGGUAGAAUGUCAUAUUUUGAUGAUAGAUUGUAAAUUGUCUUUUCUUCAGAUAAUUUUCUUUUAUGAGGUGAUGAUUCCAAUAUAAAUAUUGAUUUUUUUUCUCA